GUCAGUUGACCUCGGACCCCAUACCUCCACCUUUUACAUCCUUUUGCUUCUGCCCCUUCCCCCAAGAGUUCUUAGCAUUCUCUCCCUCCUUUCCACAAUUAAUUGCAAAUAUCUUCAACCUACGUCCCCGCGUCUUUCAUUGCCACGAUUGUUUUCUUUCCUUCAUUUCAUCCCAAUAAUGUCGGCUUCUGCUCACGGACCAAUUCCGGAUCAUGACCCGGAUGACCCCCCAUAUCCAAGCGUUGAUCAGGAUAUCUUAGAUGAUUUAGAACUAAAACAGUACCAAUCUCCAGAACCACGCUCAGAUCUAAAUCGUUACCCACAACCGGGAAUGGCUAAACUUCAUGCUCUUCUUUCCAAGGAUAAAGCAAAGCUUGAUGAGCUCAAGUCUCUAGGGCGCGCUAAGGAUCAACUUCGCUUGUGGAACAAAUGCCAAGCUGAUGCGUUGGAGAUUUUGAGCUUGCCCCACGAUGAAGAGGUGGAUGUUUUCCCGUUCUUUGCCCUUCCUACCGAAUUGCGAUUGCUGGUAUAUCAGGAACUGCUUGUUACAGACGAUCGACUGAUAUUGUCAUGGAGGGGCCCGAAGAAGGCGAACAAGCACCAGAAGAGAAUGUACAUUGCGAUUCUGAUGACAUGCAGGUUGUGCGCGAAUGAAGGGCUUGCAACACUAUAUGGAGAGAAUGUUUUUGAUUUCGAGGAGAUCUGCGGUCGUCCUACUUUUGUAACGUCCUUCGUCAAACGUCUCAAACCCACGAACCUAUCUCUAAUCCGCAUUAUUGUGGUCGAGCACUCCGCCGCCUCCGAGGAACUUAUGCUGCAACACCCUGACUCCACAUUCAAACGGUUAUCCAUUGCCCAUAUCACCGCCUUCCUUGCCCCCUUCAACAUCAGCCUUUCGCAACUCCGCUGCUUUGCAGUCAGCCUUAUCCCGUAUGGUUUCGAUGACGCGACUACAUAUGUGAUGAAAGACCAGCUGCAUGCUGGAGGACAGAGUAAUAUGAGCACGAGGAUCCAGUGGCUGGAUAAGAAGAAUGCAGCAUUAGGAGAGAUGGCGGAACAGAUCUGUGAGAGGGUGGGCGGGUUCAAGAGAGUUGAGUUUGGAGAGAUUGAUAGGAAGAUCUGCUUUGAUUGGUGUCCUCCGUUCAUGGGUAGGCCUUGGCUGUUGUAUGAAAAGGGGAGUCAGAUGUAGCGAUUCUAAGGUGUCACCGUUGACGGUUUUGAAGUUGUACAGUUAGAGAUUUUGGAAGUUGUUUCUACUCUUCACACAGACACGCAUGCUGUUAGAUUCCGGGGAAGAUUUUUUGGAAGUGCUAUUUGAUUUUUGUUUGUUAGUCCAACAUCUUUACGUCUAGUUCGUGGAUUCCUUGGAACCUUUCUCUCUUAUAUAUGGAGACCUUCCUUUUCCAGCCU
Molecule: messenger RNA, 1410 nt
Organism: Lindgomyces ingoldianus
Lineage: Eukaryota; Fungi; Ascomycota; Dothideomycetes; Pleosporales; Lindgomycetaceae
Exons: 3
Coding region: 179-1189 (336 amino acids)
Source: RefSeq, a predicted model, not a curated record